Molecule: messenger RNA, 1461 nt
Organism: Mya arenaria
Lineage: Eukaryota; Metazoa; Mollusca; Bivalvia; Myida; Myidae
Product: neuronal acetylcholine receptor subunit alpha-3-like
Exons: 5
Coding region: 1-1230 (409 amino acids)
Biological process (GO): chemical synaptic transmission; monoatomic ion transmembrane transport; signal transduction
Cellular component (GO): membrane; neuron projection; synapse
Molecular function (GO): neurotransmitter receptor activity; extracellular ligand-gated monoatomic ion channel activity; transmembrane signaling receptor activity
Source: RefSeq, a predicted model, not a curated record
AUGCGCGCCCAUGUCGUGUCCUCUGCCUGCUUCCUGUUGCUCCUCGAGCUCUUCUCCAGCGGCGCCGGCUCCAGCGUCACAGACAGCAAUAAACUCUAUAUGUACACUGACCUGAUUGUGACUGGUGGCUACAAUGCCCGGAACGUACCAAGCGCCGACUACUCACUGCCCUUGCCGGUCACUGUGGAGCUGAAGUUGCUCUCUAUCAACGAACUUGAUGACGUAGGAGAAACGUUCCGUGUAACCGGAUAUUUGUCAGUAGUAUGGACCGACACAUCUCUGAUCUGGGAUUCAGCCGAUUACAAUGGACUUAGCUCCGCGCAGUGGCCCCAAAAAGAUGUGUGGCACCCCGACAUCACCCUUUCCAACUCAUACUUGGAUUACCAACAAGUUGGUGACGACAAACUGCUACUGCUAAUUCUUAAUAACGGAGAGAUUAGUUGGUAUCCCUUUCAGGUGUUCCAUUCAACAUGUUCGCUCGAUAUUACUGACUUUCCAUUCGAUGAGCAAAGUUGUGAGCUGCAAUUUAAAGCAUGGAGCUACUAUAUGGAAGAUUUAAACAUGACUAGUGAUGGUGUGAAUCUUGGAGAUUACGAGGCCAGUUCCAGUUGGGAUAUUGUAGACACUUUGGGGUACACGGAUGCGAAUCAGGCAGAACCCAAUGUCAGAUUCAGAAUAACAAUGAAAAGGAAACCCCUGUUUAUUAUCGUGACGGUAGUAUUCCCCAUCCUUGCCUGUGCACUCUUGAACAUCUGUGUGUUUAUACUUCCGGUCGAGAGCGGUGAGCGAGCUGGCUACUCAGUCACAAUUUUCCUCGCUCUGGCUGUCUUUCUCACCAUCAUUUCUACGACUCUCCCAGCUAAUUCAGAGAAAAUAGCAAUUUUCUCUGUGUACCUGAUAAUAACCACAGUGGCCAGUACGGUGACAACCAUCAUUGCACUUUUUACUAUCAGGAUCAGCAUCUUUCAGAACCCGAUCCCACAACGGCUCAACAAAGCAAUGAACUUCAUAAUCUGCAAAACGAAAACGAACCGAAAAGUGUCCACAGUCGAACCAAUUGAUACUGAGGCUGGGCAAAGCGAUUUAUCAACGAACUUUGCUUCAUACAGGCUUAAAGACUACACAUGGAACGACGUCAUCAGGUUCAUUGACGUGGGCUGCAUAGUCUUCUUCUCUACUGUCAUAGUUCUAUCAACUGUCAUAUGUUUGACCAUAGCCGCCAAAGGAUAGUUAUACUCAAGGAUAUUUCAUUAGUUUUUAUUCAGUACGGACGUUAUAAAACGAGUUUCCUGCAAUGAAAAACGAUCAUUUUUAUACCUGACAACGAAUAAAUACUGAUUAAGCUGAAUAGCGUGCUUAUUAAAAACGCUUUUCAUUUAUAAUGUCAAGUGUAAUGUUAUCACACUGCUAUCAUGCUGUCCAGUGAAAUAUGGAGUUUUAUCACGGUAUAUUUACACCUCA